AUGGCACCACCCUGGGCGCGGGCGGCGCGGCUCCGGGGGGGGGCGCACAGCGGGCUCCGGGAAGGCGCGGCCCCGACGACCGGGCUCCCGGGGAUGCGGCGGCCGGGACGGGGACGGCCUCCGCGGCGCUCUUCCGAGCGGGCCUCUGGUCCUCCGCCGCGACGUCCAGGAGCCGACGACGCCGGGCUGCCGGGCGCAGGGGUCCUAGGCCAUCCCUCCCGUGGCCGGGCGCGGUGCCGGGCGGUCGCCGGUCCCCGGUGGCGGCGCCGCCUGGAGAGCGAGCGCUCGCUGCUGGGACUCCCUGGGCGCAGGGUCAGAGGGGCCCCAGCGCCGCCGUCCCGCCGCCCCUGGAGGCUCCCCCCGCGGCAGGAGCCUCCCCGCGCAUCCCCGAGGGGACGCUCACUCCCGCCGCCGACCCGGAGCCAGGUCGCUGCCGCGGAGUGUCAGCCUCGCGGGCCCGCGCCCAGGUCGGGAAGCGUCUCCCCUCCCCUACUGCCCUCUCGGGCGGCGCGAAGGAGCCACGAAGCGGGGCAGCAAGUGCAGCGGCCGGCCGCGCUCAGGCUCCCCGGCUCCGAACUCGGUCCGCAUGGCUCCGGCCGCGCCGCCCCGGCAGCGCCGCGCCCCGCGGGGCGGACGGCCGAGCCUCCCAGCGCGCGCCGGCGUCCGGGCCGUGGGCGACGGUCCGGCGCGCCCCCGCCGCGGCCCCGGGAGCCCGGCUGGCGGGCGGCGGCCGCGGCUGCUGCUGGGCGCGGGUCCAGGCGGGGCGGCGCGGCCCCGGCUCCCCCCGCUCCGCCUCUCCCGCCGCGGCUCGCUCCCACGGGCGCCGGGCGCACUCCGGCCGGCUCUCCCUCCCCCGCCGGCCGCCGCUGCCCUCGGGAGGGGCGCGCCGAUCGGAGCCUCCCACGGAAGUCCCAGUCCCCCGGGCCGGGAAGGGGCCGAGGGCGGCAGCCGCCCGCACGCUCGCGGCGCCCGGCUCCGAGCCAGCUCCGACUGGGCUCGCCGUGGCGCCGCGCCGCGCUCUUAUGA
Molecule: messenger RNA, 1026 nt
Organism: Hyaena hyaena (striped hyena)
Lineage: Eukaryota; Metazoa; Chordata; Mammalia; Carnivora; Hyaenidae
Product: skin secretory protein xP2-like
Exons: 1
Coding region: 1-1026 (341 amino acids)
Source: RefSeq, a predicted model, not a curated record